AUGACUGAAGGAACGGUUCGACGUACAACAAAUACCGAUGAUAAUUCAUCAAUAUCAAAUCGAUUAACACGUACAACAAUACGUGAAGCAAAUAAUCAUUUACAAAUGUUAUAUGCACGUAAUCAAGAAUUAGAACAAAUAAUUAAUGAACAAAAAGAAGAAUUAGAUCAAAAAGAUCUUGAAUAUAAAAAAUUAUCAAAAUCAAAUCAAUUACUUGAACGACAUUGUCAACAAUUACAAGCAUUACUUGAUGAUCGAACACAACGAUUAUAUGUUUAUGAACGAAAAGAAGUAUUAUUUCGAGAAACACUUGAACUAAAACCAGCUAUCGAAUCAUUACUUGAUGUAUUAAAUACAUUUGAACAAGUAGAUAAUGCAUCAUUGUCAUCCAUUUCAAUUAAUGCUAAACCACUUCAAUUUAUACCACCAACUAGUAAAAAGAACAAUACUGAUGUCAAUCAUCGAAUAGAUACAGUUUAA
Messenger RNA from Rotaria sordida, 480 nucleotides. The record is from the annotation of a GenBank genome assembly. NCBI's taxonomy places the organism in Eukaryota, Metazoa, Rotifera, Eurotatoria, Philodinida, Philodinidae.